AUGACCGCCAAAAUUUACGUAUUAUGUCUGGUGCUUGCAACGACGAUGGCUGCGAGGCAGCGACCGAGGUAUCAACAGCCUGUAGAGUACGAUUAUGAGCCUCAAGCACAAGACCGAGGAGAACAGGUAGUGCUAGUAUCCCAAGAUGCAUAUGAUGGCUUAUACCAAGCUCAAGAUCGAGCAGAUGAAGACUAUGAACCCAGAGCCCUGCAAAGAGCUCCAGCACAGAGGCACAAGCAGCAAUCUCAAUCGCAACAAGAAGGACCUAAGCAGCCGCCCGUGCAGACAAUCAGGAACUACAACAAGGUGAACGAUGAUGGUAGCUUUACAUUUGGCUACGAGGCUGCAGAUGGUUCUUUCAAGGAAGAAACCAGAGGUACCGACUGCGUUGUCCGCGGCAAGUAUGGAUACGUGGAUCCUGAUGGCAACAAACGAGAGUUCACUUAUGUAUCAGGAAAUCCUUGCGACCCAAACAAACCCAAUGAAGAUGAAGAACAAGAUGGUGGAGCACCAGAAUCCGCGGAGAGAGAUGACCCAGAACCCAACUACCCGAGCAGACCUGCCAUAAGACCGACAACAGCACGACCAGCGACUACCUACUUCCAAAACGAUUUUAGGGACGCUGAUGAAGAACCUGAAGAAGAACCACUUCAGAAUAUUAGGCCACGUAUUGUUCAACGGCCACAACCUGCUAGACCAGCGCUUCGCCCAACUUAUCAAGCUCAACAAAUCGCGAUCACUCCUCGUCCAGUGCCCAUCACCACUGCUAGAGCAUUACCUCCAGCAACUACAUUUAGGCCUCAGUUAAUUCAAGUAACACCUAAACCUCAAAUUCAAUACAGUCCUGAGCCUGAAUACUCUCCUGCACCCACACCAUCUGCUGUAUUGUCAUCAGCUAGACCAGGUCAGUUUGAUUUCGCUGCAGAAUUCGCGAAAUUCCACCGUGAUAGUCAAGGACCAGCAAGCACACCUUCCUCUCAUGGUUCAGCUGCUAAAUCCACAACCGGUGCUGCACCUUCAGGCAAUCCUUUGUAUUCGACUGAAUUAGUAUAUGAUCCUUCCAGUGGCCAAUACAAUACUCAACUCUUCCAAAGCCUACCUCAAACUAAAGGAGAACUUAACCUUAACCAACGACUUCAACCUUUCGUUGCCCAACAGCAACAACAACGACCUUUCAUUCCAUCUCCUCAAAUCUCUGCCACUAGUCCUGUAUACCGACAGCCUGCCCCACAAGCAAAUCCUCAAGAAAUAUAUCAGAGGCAGCAAGCUGAAACUCAGUUCCAGAGUUCUCAGCAGUUAUUUGCCCAACAGCAACAAAUUCAGCAAAGUCAAUUGCAAAGAGAUAGGGCUGCGGCGAGAGCUCAAGCACAACGGUUAGCCCUAUCCCAAGGUCAGGUUCAGGCUCAGGCUCCUCAGAGGGCUCAAUCACCCCAAUACUAUUACGUACCUAGAGGAGAAAACCCAUCUUCGGGACAAAUUGAUGCGUUUUUGAGAGGUCACGGGAUCCAGCUG
Molecule: messenger RNA, 1512 nt
Organism: Brenthis ino (lesser marbled fritillary)
Lineage: Eukaryota; Metazoa; Arthropoda; Insecta; Lepidoptera; Nymphalidae
Source: the annotation of a GenBank genome assembly